Messenger RNA from Cercocebus atys (sooty mangabey), 10708 nucleotides. RefSeq names its product catsper channel auxiliary subunit beta (gene CATSPERB). The record is from RefSeq and is a predicted model, not a curated record. The transcript is spliced from 27 exons. The coding region runs from base 5004 to 8384 and encodes 1126 amino acids. NCBI's taxonomy places the organism in Eukaryota, Metazoa, Chordata, Mammalia, Primates, Cercopithecidae. Gene Ontology annotation, cellular component: cilium; CatSper complex.
CAUGUUUUUUUUUUUUCUUUUUCUGUUUAUUUUUUCAACAGGAGCUUUUUGUCAUCCUGUUCCAAUCUAGAUUGGUUACUGUCUAGUUUUGCUACCCUCUUGUCUUCCCAGAAUUUAACUGUCGUCUGGGUUGUCUCCAAUUCUCUCUGGGUUCCCUGUCUUUUGUUUUGCUGGAAUUCCUCAGAUAACUUCCCAAGAAUAAUUCAUUUGAUAUAAAUUUCUAAGUCCUAGUAGUAGCAAUCAGAUAAUACAGUAAAAGUAGACUCUUAAUUUUUAAAAAGGGAUUUAUUUGAAAGAUAAUGGGGUGCUUACAGACUCAGAGAUUAUGGAUGAACCCAGUUCAGAAAACACAAGGCAGCUCCAGAGGGGGUAUAGCAAAAAGUACUUAUUAAUCUUGUUUGGAAUCUGCCACAAGAAUCAACUUUCACUAUCAUGAGUCUUUUGAUCACCAUACUCAGGAUUCCCACUCCAGGAAAGGGGACCCUACUUGUUCUAGCUUGGAUCAUACGCUUGCUACUUGGCUAUGGAAAGGCAGGUACCUUGAUUAACAGUCCCACGAGACUACAAAAGGAGGGCAAGUCCCCCAAAAUAAAAAACUCACUGUCAAAGACGGGUGGAAUGGAUGCUGAUCAGCCAGAAUACAACAUAUGGUCAUUAUACUUUGCAUGAGUAAAAUGUCUUUAUUUUGUUCUCAUACUUUCUUUGAUUAUAGAAUUAUAGAUUGAAAUCAUUUAUUUUUCCUUUAGGACUCUGAAAGCAUUGCUCCCAUUUUCUUCCGUCAUUCAAUAUUGCAGAUAAGGACCCAUGCCAGUCUGAUUCUAUUCCUUUAGUGGGAACUUCUCUCCGGAAGUUUUUGAGAACCUUUAUCCUUGUUCUGAAAUUUCAUCAGGUGGGACCCGAUCUACAACUGGGAAGACUUAAAUAAAACACUUGAGUUAUGUGAGAAAAUGGUCAGAAUAACAAUGACUGAAAGAAGGACGUAUAAAUGCAGAGGAAACAGAUUUGAGAAACGUCAAGAUGUCCAGUAGUUAUAUCUGGUUGUUGAUUUAUGGGUAAUUAAUUUCUCUGUAUUUGUUUUUAUUUUUCACAUGUAAUAAGCACUGUUAUAGCCAGCAAAAAAUUACAAAAAAGUCAAAGUCAUCCUUUCAAUCAGCCCAUUCCCUUGCCCCCUCUCCUCCUGACUAAACAGAAGCCUAGUGCAUAAUUUGUUUUUCAGGGAGAAGAAUCCCUUUCAUUCCACUGUUACAGAUAAAUCACCUACUGUGGGAGUAGUCAUGGUACUCACAUCAAAGUGUAAUUCAUCAGUGACUGUGAUUGAAAGCAGAUCCUUUACUGUUUCAUAAGUGAGGAAACAUCACAUGGGGGCAAAUGAGGAAAAGAAAACUAAGGGGUUGCUGGGAGAAAAUAAGGCAAAUAUCAACUGCUUCAUCAUUCUUUUUAGAGCCUUCAAUGUGUACCCUCAGUAUUGCUCAGACUUUUUUUUAAUGUGUAGCAGUGUUGCUAUGGUAACUGAAAGCUACAACUUCUUCCAUUAAAGCUUUAUCACCUUCCCUAGUGGGAAACGGAAAGAGAGCUCCAAGUUUCUGGGAACUGAGUCUUUAUAAGGAGAGAUAUUUUGUUGUGUUUUGUGCACUAUUUCAGGUUCUUCUUCAGGUCAAGGUCACCAGAAAGGGUGAGAGAGAUAUAUUUCUGAUGUGGGCUCUUCCAGGAAUAGAUUAAACCCAGACACCAGACAUAUUUCAUGAUAUGAGGGUAAAGCAGGUUUUACAUGGCCAUGUGAAGGGACUUCUGAAGGACAACCCGAGUAUAAAACAGGUUUUAUUGUCAUCAUUAUCAAAAAGUUAUGUAUCAGCCCCUGUGACCAUUCAUGACUAGUCAGGGUGCUGGGUAAGACAGAAAGGUUCAACCUCAGCUCACUCGGUACUUAGUCAAAGGCAGCCUUAGUGAGCACAUACAACCACAUUAAGGACAGUCACACAACACGAAUACGGAGGACAAAUUGGCAUGCCAUUCAGUCUCACUGUCUCUGUGCAUCCACAGCUCAUUCCUAACUUUGUGUAUUUGCUUGUCUUGUUUACCUGUCAAUAAGGCCUUCUCUAUUUUUUUUAAGUCCCACUCUUCCUUCAAGACCCAGUUAUGAAGCUUCUCCUCUUUGACAGAUUGCCUCCUUUUAAACCUCAUUGUAUGCAGUUAGCAUGAGCUUUUAGCAUUUAUGUUUUUCCCCAGGCAUUCAAUGAUCAUAUGAUAAUUGAAGUAUUUUAUAGAUAACAGUAUGUAGGUUUCUGAUCCUAUCUAGAUGAAUGUUAUAUUAAAGAUGGUAGGUUUGCAGAAACUCCACCUCUCAUCAGUUUUUAAAGAGAGUGUCCUGUGGUGCUCUGAAAGAGGCAGUUAGUUGGAAAUUCCAACUGCCUUUCCUUUAGAUUUUCUAAGCAUGCUUCUGUACUUGGUAGCUGCUGAUUGGCUGUUACCAAAGGUGACUAGAGUGCUAAGCCAGUCAACAGGGAAAACUCGGCUCCUGACUUUGGGUCUUUCUACUCAGUCUAUAUGGAAGAAAACUUAGACAAAAUAUAAAAAAGAAAAACAUAACUAGUUGGGCAUCUCCUAAAGAGGUAAUUACAGUAAAAAAUAUUAAAAUAAGGACUCUGCUAGAGUAUGAAUUUAUAGUGUGAUCACUAUUCCAUAGUUAUGGAGUAACUACAAAUGAACCAACUGGGGGAGGAGAUAGGUUCCUUCAAUGGGGCAAUUCCCAAUGUUUAUUUGGUGCCAGAGAAGAGAAAAUGCCCAGAUACAUGACUUGUAUCCAAUAAUUGUGUAAAACUUAUAAUAAUUACAAAGGAAUGAUAACUGGGGGUAAUUUAACUGCUAAGUAGGUCAGUAGGGAAGUGUGAUGAGGAUAAUGAAGUUGCUGCAGUGUAUAGAGAUAUGGAAUUCAGAGGUAAUGCUUGUCAAGUGCUUAUUCUGUAUAGAAUAACUGUUAGACGUUUUCCGGUAUUUUUCAUUUAAUUCUCACAACACUGUGAAGUGCCUGUCAUCCCAAUUUUACUGAAUAGAAUAUGAACUCCAAGAAGUUAAAUAGCUUGCUAAAAAUCAAAUAUUUCGAUGGACAGAGUUCAUCUUAGGCUAAAGUCUAUGUCUUUAAUCAUGAGCUGAAAGUUGAAAGAAGAUAGUAUCAAAUAAGGAAACGUUGUAAUAUUGAAGGGAAAAUAAGAAGAAUGAGACUGGAACUAUGCCCCAAAGAGUUAAAGAAACCAGUAGGUAGCAGAAAUUCUUGAGCUUGCAGGAUGGCAGAUAGCAAAGCUUGCAGAAUAAGCUUGCUGACAUUAAAACCAGAAUUUCCACCACAUACUUCAUACUAACUCUCUCGAAUUUGCACAGGUGACCCAUGAAGAGGCAUAAAGAUUCUAAUAAUGGUGUUAUGUCAUUUAAUUUGAACGUUCAGCAAAGUGAUAUAAGAUUUUUCUGGUAAAGGCACUAUUUUCAGAGUUUAACUGUGAUAAUGUCUCCACGUAAUGUUAAAUUCAUUCUUACACCAAAAAUAUGCUUGAGCAUUGCACCAUGCUGAUAGAAUUUUAAUCUACUAUUUGUUUCCUCUUACCUUGUGAAAACAAGUUGUUUUCUAAGAUGAUUUUUUAAAAUUCACUAAAAACCUUCAGUUCUCCCCUGUUAAUGUAAUAAGAAUGAAUUCAAAAAUCAAACUGUUUGAGCUUUCUACUGUCAAUUAAAUGUAUUUAAUAAGCAAGUCAGUUUUGAUGAAGGAAAAACACCAGUUACAUUUAAUUUACCCAGCAAUUGUCAGGAACAGCACAAAGAUCUGAGAUUCUGUUCCACUUAGAUUUGGCAAGUUAGUCUGUUCCUGUUUUCUUGGAUGCUGGCAAAAGACACAAGACUCCUAGGUCAGAGUAAAAGGACUUUAUUACUAACAGCAAAAGCAGUAGUCAGAGUGUCCACACGUUGCUCACUCUAGUACCCUCUGUCCCCCAAGUUCCUUGAGAGGUGAAAUUCAUCAUGGAUGCCGUGUUAGUUUGCUAGGGCUGCCGUAACAAAGGGCCAUACACUGGGUGGCUUAAACAACAGAAAUUUAUUUUUUCACAGUUCUGGAAACUAGAAAUCUGAGAUCAAGGUGUUGGUAGGGUUAAUUCCUUCUGAGGGCCAUGAGGAAGGAUCUGUUCAUGCCUCUCUCCUAAGUUUAUAGGUGGCUGUCUUCUUCCUGUGUCUUCACUUCAUCUUCCCUCUGAAUGUCUUCCCUCUGUGUCUUCACUUCACCCUCCCUAUGUCCAAAUUUCCUCUUCUCUGAGGAUACCAGUCCUAUUAGAUGAGGGCCCACCCAAAUGACUUUAUUUUCACUUCAUCACCUCUUUAAAAAUCCUGUAUCUAAAUAUGAUUGCCUUCUGAGGUAUGGAUGGUUAGGACUUCAACUUCAGAAUUUUCGGGGUAGAAAAUUGAGUCCAUAACAGAUGCUUAUACACAUAGUGGAGUGCAUUACAGGAGAGGUACAGUGAGAUUAGGCUAUUCACCAUGGAAACAAGCCUGCUGUUGUCCGGGAUGCCUUACCUCAUCCCUCAAGACUGAUGGCUGGAAACACAAGCCUGAGAUGAACAGCAUCCAGGGCUUUGCAUUCUUGGCACACUCAACGAGAACUCAACUCAGGACCAUGUGAAUUGUCUUCCCCAAAAGCAAUGUCCUCAAAAUAUUAGAUUAAGUUACAGCUGUAUCAUCCUUAGAGUCUUCAUCAAUUCAGGCUCUGUUUUACAUAGCUGUGUAAUUGAUCUCACCUCUCCAAAAGUUACCUACACUGAAGGAAAACCUGAGCCACAUCUCUUUUUCUAGUUUGUAAUAAUUAUACUUAUAAAUUUACCUUUAAUACCAAGUAGGGAGUAAAUUUAGAGCUUAGUCAACUGUUGUGUUGUCUGCUUUUGUCACAUAGUGUGAAAUAUUAAGAAUAUUAAGUUGAGAUUAUUUCUUUACUACUUUGUAGUUGUUUAUAGCAAAAGGAAUUCAAAAGUAUGUUCAGAGUAAUUGAAGAAAAUAAUUCUUAUUUAUUCCAACAGAUGGAAUUGCCACUUAUAUAUGUUUCAGUUUUGCUUUUGAACAUAUUUGAAUUUUCAUCAGGAAUAGUAUAUAAUAAAGGUGAUACAGAGAAACGCUUUGCAUGUUCUAGCAAAGGGUACCCUCAAGAGACUGAAAUAAUCAAGUUAUUUCUUUUCUCAGGAAACUUGAAAAUCCAGUGUUUCUUCCAAACUGAAAAUGAAAUUGCAUCACAAGGAAUGCUAAGUGUGUUCACAUCAGGAGGACUGGCUCCCAGCUUGGGAAUCAUUAAUAGUACAUAUAAUGGCAUCUUCCACUUUAAUUUAACGUUGUUCAGUGAUCGGAUUUUCUGGUUGGUUGAUAUUCCUAGAGAAAACAUCACACAAAACACAGAUAUUGCAGCUGUAGAAGAAUGGUUGGUAAGGAUCACUUUACAUCAUGGACUAAAUAUUUAUGCUACUGAAGGAACUCUAUUGGAUCGUAUUCGAGAACCGAUUCUUCAGUGGGCUCCUGGGGUUGAGAUUCCAGCAAGUGAGAUGGGUAAAAUAUAUCCACAUGUGGUAGAUCUCAAAGUGACAAAAUGCCCCUGUGCCAAUGACGUGGCAUUACUGGGCUUCGUUAUGGAUGCACUACUUGAUGGUGUUUACGUAGGCGUAACCUUUUGUGGAUUCUGGCAUUAUUCUGAUACCACAUGGUUUAACAUGACAGAGGCUAUCUAUUCCCUACUUGAAGGAGAACAUGAAGACCUUUCAUUGGUGGAUAUGGUUUUAACAAAUCAUUUUUUAGUCGUCCUCACCUCUUUGGGCCUUUUUAUAAGUGACGAUCUUCGUUAUCCAUCACACCGCAUUUUAUCGUUUUCCAGAGCAGACUUUUGUGGUUUUGAAAGGGUUGACUAUGUGAAAGGAAAAUUGUGGUAUAGUGAAAGAUGUUUUGCUAACAGAGAGCACUUUGAAGUUGAUUAUGUUACAGUCACCUUUGAGAGAAACAGAACCCUAAGUGAGUCAAGCUCUUGUUUUUAUAGUCAGGAACCACUUCUUGAAUGGGUACCCUGCUUACCUUACGUUUUUAAAGGAAUGAAAAGUAUUCCAAGAGUGCUAACAUUUCUUGUUGACCAAGAGCAUGGUACGGGAGUUUUCCUCUUCCAUAACAAGGUUAAGAAAACUGCCGUUGUCUCUGUGAGCAUCCUGAGAAAUAAGGAACCAAGUGCACAAGCAAAAUUUCCAAUUUUUCGGUUUCCUCCAUCAUUCUCUUCUCCCGUUGGAAUGGUAUUUCAUCCCCGAAGCCACUUUUUAUAUGUUUAUGGCAAUCAGAUAUGGCUUUCAGUCGAUGGCGGCAGCACCUUUCAAUUAGUAGCUGACUUUCAUGAUGAUAUCAUAAAGAAGUCUUUUCAUAGUUUUUAUACAUCAGCUAUUACUUUUGUUUCUCAACGUGGAAAGGUUUACUUGACAAAGGCAGGAAUGGGAAGACACGGUGCAGUUGGAACUGUUAAAGAGAGAAUUUUCACAUUAUUCUAUGAUCACUUGGGAUUCCUACAUAAGCUGACUCCCGGUCACUUUGAAGCUAGUGGACCACCCACAGCCUUUGGAAAUUCUAGAAAUCUUUUUGGACAGCCUCCAGAUAUGGGCUUUGAGACUGCGCUUGCCCCACAGCACACCUCUUUAGAUGAAAUUAUCUUUUUUGCAUACGUACCUGAGAACGAACCACAGGAAACGAUCUACAGCAAGAAGUUCAACAAUAUACACUACGGAAAAGUGAUACACUCUGGGAAAACUGGAAGAGCUCACAUAAGAAAGGUAUUGCAACAUACCAUUCCUAAAGGAUUUUUGUCCUCAGUUAUUGCAGAAAUGAAAGAGCCUUUUGGAUUAGAAGAAGUGAAUGAGAGCUCUUGUUUGUCUAGUUCCCUUUUGAUUAAUAAAGCUGGAAAUGUCUAUAAACUCACUCUUGAUUCACAAGUUGUUCAGGCCUUGUUUGAAAAUACAGAUAUAGAGAAGACUGUAGUGCUUCCUGGGUACAGCAGCUUCCUCAUCACAAGCAUUUUAGAUAAUAAGAAUGCAUUAGCCAUUGCUACCAUGCCUGAAAAUGCACCCAACAAUAUGACCUUUCUAAAGAACACAUGGUUCUUAUACAACUUUGGGCAAAGGAAUGGGCGAACAUGGAAAAUAUAUUCAAAACCAUGUAAUUAUUGGUUUCAAUAUGAUGAUUCACCAUCCCUCAACAUUGUGAAAUACAUUGAUCUGGGAAACUCUCAUGUUUUAAAAGUUAAGGUCAUACGGAAUUCAAAAGGUUUUCGAAUGCUUGAAAUACCACUACUGACUGUGUUUGUUGGAAACCCUAAUUUGUUGGAAGUUAAAGCUGAAGCUGCUUUUGAUGAUACUGACAGUUAUCUAAUAGCAAUUUCUGCAGCUAGCAAAGUUUUACAACAGGGUUCAACUUCAAUGGCAUUUAUUAUGUGGUCAGCCUCUGUUGAGUGCUUUGUUACGACCAUGGUGCCAACACUGAAAAGCAGCUGUAGUUAUCUCAGAUCUAUGCAUCACAUUCCUAGCAAAUUUAUCCCAUCUGAAGACUGGAUUAGUGGAGUUCAUAAAGACAGUCAAGGUUUUAACCUCAUCAAAACUUUGCCGAUAAACUACAGGCCUCCAUCUAAUAUGGGAAUUGCUAUUCCACUCACAGAUAAUUUUUAUCAUGCAGAUCCUAGCAAACCCAUACCAAGAAACCUGUUUCACUUGUCAAAGAAAACUGGUAAAUUCAAACAGUGUGCUAAUGUUUCCACUCGGGAGGAAUGUAACUGCACAAAGGAUCAGAAGUUUUCACAUGCUGUUGCUUUCUCAGAUUGCAGGGAAAAAGUUCCUCGCUUUAAGUUUCCAAUUACACAAUAUCCAGUUUCUUUGGAAAUUAUCAACGAGGAUGGACGUGUCCCAUUGGAAUCUCCGUAUCUGGUUACUGUGACUGAAGUGAACAUGAGGCAAAACUGGAAACUGAAACACACUGUGCCAGAAAAGAUUAAAAAAAUGAAAAAAUUUGUAGAACCAAUUGUUGGUGCUGCAGUGUAUAAUCCUUCAGGUCUCAACUUAAGCAUAAAGGGCUCUGAACUUUUCCACUUUAGAGUGACCGUCAUUUCAGGAGUCACUUUUUGUAACUUAAUUGAAGAAUUUCAGAUUUAUGUUGAUGAGGCACCACUGCCCUUCCCAGGACACACGCUUAUUGCCGUGGCAACAGCGGUAGUGCUAGGGGGAUUAAUUUUUAUGGCAUUUAUGUUUCAACUGCAUGGCAUCCAUCCGUGGAAGACAUUCCAAAACUGGAUUAGAAGAAAACAAGCGAAGUUUUCAAGUAUCACUCUCAGUGAGCUGAUUCGUAGAUGAAAGUCUGAAGAGUGAAUACAUAGUCAUCAUAAUUUCUCUUUAUUUUCUAGUUUUAUCAUACAAUUCCAAGAACAAUAUGCUUAAAUGUUAAAUGUGCAAGCUACAUAAAAUCCUACAGAAUUGUCAUUAUAAUUCAAAUUGCUACUUGUCAAUAUAUUCACCAUUCCCUUUUCUUAUUUUGAAUACAUAGAAAAUGUCUUAUGCCAGGGCUUAUGUUGAAGAUUUUCCUUGAGGUUUUUAGAAAAGUAUAAAAUGAUAACCAACUCGACAUGGAACAGGUGUUCUGUGUUGUUCACCUUAGUGCCUGGAGCCCAUUCUGUGGGGUCAGAAGCCCUGAGCUCUGCUCCUUCAAGAUAGCAUUUGAGUAGAGUGCAGUUAUGCCAAGGUGAGGUAGGCGUGAAGACGGCGGAUCAGCAGAAGUGUUUUCAGAGCCUUGUGGGAAUGAAAGAGGAAGCCAUUCAAGUUUCUUCUGGCAACUUCAAAACCAGAUUGUCGUACCUAGAGAGGGAAAUGUGACCCCAUCAUUAGGGUGUUAGAAGAAUGCGGUAUCUGAGCAGGGUAUUGGUUUACAAACCUACAUGCAGCAUGGAGAAUUCCAAAAGCUGUAUCUCUGUGUGCUCUCAAAGUACCAGUCCCCAGGUAGUCGGAAGAUGACCAUAACAUUCAGAGAUCAGAGCCUCAUGCUCCCUGGAAAAGCUCAGGAGGGGAGCACACUGUUUUGAAACAUAAGGGAAGGAAGCAUCCAAUCCAGGUCUGAGACCAUCUAUCAUUAAAAUUCCUUAGAGAGGGCAGUGCAGCAAGUGGGCAAGAGAAUCAGACUCCAGAGCCAGACCUCCUGGGUUUGCCAUUUACCAGAUAUGUAACUUUGGCAAGUUAAUUUAUUUGUGCAUGAGUUGCUUCACCUAUAAAAUGGGAAGACGUUAACACCUACCUAAUGAAACAGGAAAUUUUCCUUGACCCCUUCACAGGCCUUGUGACAGGGAUGCCUCACUUAUUCAGCCUGCAGCUCUCAACCCCUCAUGGGAGGGGGAGCAUGCAGGUGAGCGGGUGUAGGAGCCAGAGUGAGCACUUUUGGGUGCCAGCAGGAGCAAAACUCCAUGUAGGCCCCAAGGCAGCAUCUAGGAAGGAGUAGUCAUGAUCCCCAAAGUCGCAGAAGGCGUAUGUUACAGUGCUCUUUUAACUCUGCUGUCCAUGGAUGGCUUAAGUGUUAAACAGCUCAGUGGGCUCUCUGCCUUUUUGUGGGAGGCAGUUGCUCUUUGGCAGCGAGGGCAGAGGGUCAAUGUGACAGCUUUUAGUGUCCACACCCAUGGUACCCAAGCUCUUGUUCAGUGUCUAGGAAAAAUCAGUUUGCAUGAACAAAUUGAAGGGUGGUGAAUGUGGAGGAUUUUAUUGCUGAUGGAAGUGGCUCUUGACAGGAAGGAGAGUUGGAAGAGGGCUGGAGCAGGAAGGUGAUCUUCCCCUGGAGCGCUGGAGUCUGGUCAUCCCUGGCCAGACUCCUCUCUGAAGCAACACCGUCAAACCAUCCCUCUGAAGUCAAGCUGCUUGUCUCUGACGUCAGACCACAGUCUCCAACGUCCAGCUGCUUCUCUUCUUCUCCCCUUCUCUGCUCUCUGCCAGUCGGGUAAUGGGUUUUUAAUGGGUACAGGAUUGGGGGUGGGGCAGGCCAUGUGUGGUUUUGGAAAAGGCAAUAUUUGAGUAGGAAAACAGGAAUGCAUGUUCUCACUUUGGGCCAUGGUUCCAAGCUUGAGGGUGGGGCUUCUCCAGGGACUCUGCCCUUUUCUGCCUAGAAUUUCUCUGCCUCCUGUCCCUAUCACUAACAGGGUUCUCAGGAGGAUCAAAUGAAUGAAUAUGUGUUAAAUAUUUAGAACAGGACCCGUUUACAGUGUGUGUGAUAAGUGUUGGUUGUAAUUGAUGCUGCUGCCCCUGCUGAUGUGUUUAGGUCGUAAGUAAUACAGAGAUUUUUGUCUAAUUAAAAUAACAAGGGAGAUGCACUGAACAAACACUACAGAAUGUCAGAUAUACAAAGCAAAGUCUAAAUCAGUUUUUGUCAUGGGCAGGAAUGAGGACCAUCCUGGGGACCUAGGAAAUGAGCGUUUGUUAACUCCUCAGAGCUUCCCUUGGACCAGGGGUCUAGAGAUAGAGUAUAGCAUAGUGGUUAAAAGUAUAGGCUCCAAAAUCUAAAGCCUGGGUUUUUUUUCUCUUAAUAAACUUUGUUUAAUGUUAGAAUAGUUUAAGAUUUACAGAAAAGUUGUGAAGAUGGUGCAGAGAGUUUCUGUGUAAAACCCAGAAAACGUUGUUACUGGGCCCUUAAGCUGUGUGCUUGG